AGGGUACGUUGGGCACGUGCAGGGGCGUGAGGUGGCGGCACGUAAUAGGAGCGCGCAGAGCAUGAUGGGGCACGUGCGGGAGCGCGAGGCGGGGCAUGUAACCAGAGCGUGGGGGGCAUGAUGGGGCACGGACGUGGGGGGUUAGGUGGGGCACGUAAUUGGAGCGGGCGGGGCACGAUGGGGCACUUGCAGGGGCGCGAGGCUGGGUACGUAACGGGAGCGCGCGGGGAAUGAUGGGGCACCUAACGAGCACGCACAGCAUGAUGGGGCACGGGUGCGAGGUGGGGCGCACAGUGGGAGUGCGUGGGGCAUGAUGGGACACAUGGCGAGGCCGUCAGGGCACAGGGAAGCACUUUUGGAACACAUGAGUGACAGGGCUGCCGCCCUUGAAGGAGCCCUCGGAGUGGCUGCGUGGUGGGGCACGUGGGGCAGGUUCAGGAAGAAGGAUGCAGUAUGUGAUUGCAGGGCAACCUGCCCGGGCAGUGAAUGUGGAUGGCUUGGCAGGUGAGCCUGCCGGAGCUGGAGGACCGGCUUCAGUGUCCCAUCUGCCUGGAGGUCUUCAAGGAGCCCCUGAUGCUGCAGUGCGGCCACUCUUACUGCAAGGGCUGCCUGGUUUCCCUGUCCUGCCACUUGGACGCCGAGCUGCGCUGCCCCGUGUGCCGGGAGGCGGUGGACGGCAGCAGCUCCCCGCCCAACGUCUCCCUGGCCCGGGUGAUCGAAGCCCUGAGGCUCCCUGGGGACCCGGAGCCCAAGGUCUGCGUGCACCACCGGAACCCGCUCAGCCUCUUCUGCGAGAAGGACCAGGAGCUCAUCUGUGGCCUCUGCGGUCUGCUGGGCUCCCACCAACACCACCCGGUCACGCCCGUCUCCACCGUCUACAGCCGCAUGAAGGAGGAGCUCGCAGCCCUCAUCUCUGAGCUGAAGCAGGAGCAGAAGAAGGUGAAUGAGCUCAUCGCCAAACUGGUGAACAACCGGACCCGAAUCGUUAAUGAGUCGGAUGUCUUCAGCUGGGUGAUCCGCCGCGAGUUCCAGGAGCUGCACCACCUGGUGGACGAGGAGAAGGCCCGCUGCCUGGAGGGGAUAGGGGGUCACACCCGUGGCCUGGUGGCCUCCCUGGACAUGCAGCUGGAGCAGGCCCAGGGAACCCGGGAGCGGCUGGCCCAAGCCGAGUGUGUGCUGGAACAGUUUGGCAAUGAGGGCCACCACGAGUUCAUCCGGUUCCACUCCAUGGCCUCCAGAGCAGAGCUGCCGCAGGCCCGGCCCUUAGAAGGUGCAUUCAGCCCCAUCUCCUUCAAGCCAGGCCUCCACCAGGCUGACAUCAAGCUGACCGUGUGGAAAAGGCUCUUCCAGAAAGUUCUGCCAGCCCCGGAGCCUCUCAAGCUGGACCCUGCCACUGCCCACCCACUCCUGGAGCUCUCCAAGGGCAACACGGUGGUGCAGUGCGGGCUCCUGGCCCAGCGGCGCGCCAGCCAGCCUGAGCGCUUCGACUACAGCACCUGCGUCCUGGCCAGCCGCGGCUUCUCCUGCGGCCGCCACUACUGGGAGGUGGUGGUGGGCAGCAAGAGCGACUGGCGCCUGGGGGUCAUCAAGGGCACAGCCAGCCGUAAGGGCAAGCUGAACAGGUCCCCCGAGCAUGGCGUGUGGCUGAUCGGCCUGAAGGAGGGCCGGGUGUACGAAGCCUUUGCCUGCCCCCGGGUACCCCUGCCCGUGGCUGGCCACCCCCACCGCAUCGGGCUCUACCUGCACUAUGAGCAGGGCGAACUCACCUUCUUCGACGCCGACCGCCCCGAUGACCUGCGGCCACUCUACACCUUCCAGGCCGACUUCCAGGGCAAGCUCUACCCCAUCCUGGACACCUGCUGGCACGAGAGGGGCAGCAACUCGCUGCCCAUGGUGCUGCCCCCGCCCAGCGGGCCUGGCCCCCUCAGCCCCGAGCAGCCCACCAAGCUGUAGGGCCGCCUGGGGUCCUGCUGGCCCACAGGCCCAUCCCCGCGGGGCACCGGGGACUCGCGGGCUUCUGCUGGGUCCCGCCCGAGGUGAUAUCGUCACUGUUUAGGAAGGUCUUCAGGCCUGUGUGUCCCUGGAACAUGUAAUGAUAGGGAACAGGACCCCAGUUCCUUUCCCCUCAGCCAGGGGUAUAUUUGUAAACUUCGGCCCCCAGGCCUUGGCAGCCAGGGACACACUGAGCUCCCCAUGGUUCCUGCCACCUGCUAACCACGCUGUCUGCACAGACGCUUCCGAGGGCAGAAAUAGUCCCAUGUAUACCUUUUCCAUAUUACUGUGAACUUUCAACUGCUAUCAAGGAUAAUAAAUUUGACAUUAUUUCUUUCUCUUUAAAUGAUUUGC
This is a messenger RNA of Pongo pygmaeus (Bornean orangutan), 2346 nucleotides long. It is a transcript of the gene TRIM50, whose product is annotated as tripartite motif containing 50. Bases 487 to 1953 code for a protein of 488 amino acids. NCBI's taxonomy places the organism in Eukaryota, Metazoa, Chordata, Mammalia, Primates, Hominidae. Gene Ontology annotation, molecular function: protein binding; zinc ion binding. The record is from RefSeq and is a predicted model, not a curated record. The transcript has 7 exons.